GUGGGCUACGCAACGCACCCCCCUGCGGACUGCACCUGCCCGGGACUGACUAAUUAAAGGUGCCUAAGUCUAUCAAAUAAAGGCCCAAAACACACAAAAGGAAGCAAAAUGGGAGAAAAAGGCAAUAAAUAAGUAGAGAUGCUCAUUUGACAGAAGUUUGUUUACAAGGGAAGGGAGAGAGAGAGAGGGAGAGAGUCGUCUGCAGCCCUCCGUGGUGUCUCCCUGCCCAGCACGCCCACGCCCGCCCACGCCCAUGGCCACGCACACACAAAAGCCCUGCCAUCAAUGACAUCAGUCAAGGUGUGCCCCUCCUCCCCCUCCCCCUCCUCCUGCCCUGCCGGGAGCCCCCUGAGCCCCGAGGCGCUGUCCCCCCCGGCGGCGGCUGCGGCGGCCAUGAAAGUGGAGGAGGAAGCUGCUGAGGACAGGUUCCUGCAGGAGUGCCUGGCCAUGGACCAGCUGGGCUCCGAGGACACCCUUGCCCCGGCACUGAAGAAGGACUCAGACGUGGAGGAGGAUGAGGACGAGGAGGAGGAGGAGGAGGAAGAGGAAGGGAGUGAGGACAAGGACAGCAAUGACGAGAACCUGGGCCAAGGGGCGAACCGGGGCCAGCGGGGCAGCGGCGGGGGCGGAAAGCGGCCCCGGAAGAAGUACCAGAAGAUCCAACGCCUGACACGCAUCUACACCUGUGUGGACUGUCCCGAGACCUUCUCCCGCCUCAGCCAGCUGCGCGCACACUCCAGGGUGCACGCCCAGGACCAGGCAGAGAGGUACGAGUGUGACCUGUGUGAGGAGGUGUUUGACCGCGUGAAGCGCCUGGUGUCCCACCGCAAGAAGCACCACCGGGCCAGCCUGUCCUGCAAGAUGUGCUCCAGCAAGUUCACGCACUACGCCUCCUACAGGAUCCACAUGCGCGUCCACAAGGGUGAGAAGCCGUACGUGUGCCAGGAGUGCGGCGCGGCCUUCGUGCAGAGCGGCCACCUCAACAUACACAAGCGCACCCACACCGGGGAGAAGCCGUACACCUGUGACAUCUGCAACAGCCACUUCAAGCAGAUCUCCCACCUCAAGACACAUGUCCGCACCCACACCCGCGUCAAGCCCUACCAGUGUGACCAGUGCGAGGCGUCCUUCACGCAGAACAGCAGCCUCAAGCGGCACCGGCGCUCCCACACCGGGGAGAAGCCGUACAAGUGUGCCUUCUGCGACAUGACCUUCGUGGUGAAGAGCAACAUGCAGCGCCACCUCUACACCCACACCGGGGAGAAGCCGUACCAGUGUGACCUCUGCCCCGCCUCCUUCGGCCAGGCCAUCGACCUCAAGCGCCACAAGAUCAGCCACACCGGCAUCAAGCCGUUCCGCUGCGACCGCUGCGACGCCGCCUUCAGCCGCAAGAACAACCUCAAGUGGCACCAGAUGACCCACGCGGGGCACACGCCCUUCCGCUGCGAGGUGUGCCAGGUGGGAUUCUCCUCCCCCGGCGACCUCAAGGUGCACAAGCGCGCCCACGCCCCGCCCAAGCCCUUCCGCUGCGACGCCUGCCCCGCCUCCUUCCAGCAGGUGGGCUCCCUGGCGCGCCACAAGAUGAUCCACACGGGGGAGCGCCCACUGCGCCGCCGCCCUGAGCACCGCCCCGGCUCAUUCAAGGACACCGGGGUCAAGCCCCACACCUGCCAGGUGUGCGGCGCAGCAUUCUGCGAGAAGAGGAACCUCAAGCGCCACGUCAUAUCCCUGCACCAGGACCUGCGGCUGGCCGGGGCCGGGGCGGGGGCUGGCCGGGCCAAGGAGGAGAGUGGGGCGGGGGAGGGGGGCGUGGAGGGGCUGGUCAAGGUACAGGUGCAACAGGAGCAGCAGCAGCAGCCACAGCAGCACCAGGCCAUACCACCCCCAGUCCUGCAGGCCAAGCGGCGCGUGGUGCAGGAGCAGGUGAGCUACACGCUGGCCCCGGCCCCGCCCCCAGCCCCUCAGGUGCCCCUGCUGCUGGCCCCGGCCCAGGAGGUGGUGCAGCAGCAGCAGGAGGAGGCCAUUGCCGCCCCGCCAGAGGAGGUGUCUGGGCAGGGCCUGACGCUGCAGCAGGUGGUGCUGCAGCCCUCCAUCACCACGGAGGAGGUGCUGGCCGCUGCCGCCGCUGCAGCCGCCGGCCCUGCACCCCAGGCGGUGGCCACACAGAUGCCCCAGCUGGUUCUGGCGCAGGGCCCCGGCCAGCCGCCCCGGCCUGCCCGGCCUGCCACCAGCUGCCAGAACCACCACGCCCACGUGCUGACCUUCAUGGAGGGCGGCGCCAACCAAUGGCAGACCUGGUGCUUCUGUGACCCCCCCACCACCCCAGGGGAGGCUGGCCCCCCCACCCCCGCCACCAUCACCACCAUCCCUGCCCCCGGCGGCACCAUCAUCGCCACCGCAGCCCCGGCCCAGGCCCCCUCCCCCCCGGCCCAGGCGGUGACCCUGGCAGCGCCCUGCACGGCCCUGGACGGCCUGGACGCACAGAUCAUACCAGCACAAAUUCAGGUACAAAUACCCGUCAGCGGCGGCGGCGGCGGGGAGGUGGUGCGUGGGUGGCUGGGCGGCUGGGCCAAGUGUUAACGCCCGCCCUGCCCUGCCCCACCCCACCCUUGCCCGAGGAACACCACAGCUUAGGUUCACUCGCGUCCUUCCAGUUUUAUCUUUGUUCCAAGUUUCAGACAUUUGCCCAGAGGGUCAUACCAAGGGGCACUGUGUGUGUGUGUGUGUGUGUGUGUGUGUGUGUGUGUGUGUUCUGCGUGUGCCAAGAGUACCCUAACCUAAGCUAAGUGUUGUCUGUUAGAUCUGUUAUGAGUCAAUUUGUUGCUUUUAUAGUUGGUGGAUAUUUUAUAGAGUUCAAUAUUUUAUAAUUUUCAAAUGAUUUACGUACAGAGUCGCGUAGAGUGUUAUAAUUACGUAGCGUGCUGUAUCGUGCGUAGGUUAGAGAGAGAGAGAGAGAUUCUUCCUAAGCCAACAUUCCUGACAAAAUAGAAAUCUAUGCCCAUAUUCCUAAACGUAUUAUCGCCUCAGUUCGUCUGUUUGCAUCUUGAACAGGGAAGAACACCCAUGAACAAACACCCAGCUAAUCUUCCCUGUGGCCUUGGGAAAUACUGUCAUCCCUUAAAUAGUAUGGUUUCCAAUAGUUCAGUUUCAGUUUUAUACAGAUUGUCAUAGAAGACCUUUUAGGAUUUUUAAAGUUCCUGCUCAUUGGGAUAUUUAAAAAUCCUUAAAAAUCUUCUUAGAAAAUCCACAUAAAACCAAAACCGAACUAUUGGAAACCGUACUAUUUGACGGACGACUGUAGUCAUAAUGGGAGACUGAGAUGUUCAAGAAGACACUUACGGAGAUACAGAAUGAUACUGGUGAUAGUUUUACACGGCUUCUGCAUCUUGAAAGGGAAAAUCACCCAUGAAAACCUGGCUAAUUUUCCCUGUGGCCUUGGGAAAUAGUCGUAAUGAUGUCUGUUUGAAGAGCCUCUCAUAGAAGUUGCUGGGAUUUUCAUGGACUGUCUUGUGACCCUGGUGAUAGUUUUACAUGACUUCUUCAUCUCAAAAGGGAAAAUCACCCAUGAAAACCUGGCUACUCAUCCCUGUGGCCUUGGGAAAUACGCCCCAGUAGACACAUACAGAGAUACAGAGAUACACAUUGAUACUGGUGAUAGUUUUACACAAUUUCAUCAUCUCGAAAGGAAAAAACAGCCAUGAAAACCCAACUAAUCAUCCCUGUGGCCUUGGGAAAUAUGCCCCAGUAGACACAUACAGCUAUACAGAGAUACACAUUGAUACUGGUGAUAGUUUUACACAACUUCAUCAUCUCGAAAGGAAAAAAACAGCCAUGAAAACCCAGCUAAUCUUCCCUGUGGCCUUGGGAAAUAUGCCCCAGUAGACACAUACAGCUAUACAGAGAUACACAUUGAUACUGGUGAUAGUUUUACAUGACUUCUUCAUCUCAAAAGGGAAAAUCACCCAUGAAAACCUGGCUACUCAUCCCUGUGGCCUUGGGAAAUACGCCCCAGUAGACACAUACAGAGAUACACAUUGAUAAUGGUGAUAGUUUUACACAAUUUCACCAUCUCGAAAGGAAAAACCAGCCAUGAAAACCCAACUAAUCAUCCCUGUGGCCUUGGGAAAUAUGCCCCAGUAGACACAUACAGCUAUACAGAGAUACACAUUGAUACUGGUGAUAGUUUUACACAAUUUCAUCAUCUCAAAAGGAAAAAAACAGCCAUGAAAACCCAACUAAUCUUCCCUGUGGCCUUGGGAAACAGUCAUGGAGGGAGGCGGAUACGUUUAACAAUUUGGACAUUAUCUAUUUCACAUUCCGAUGAGAUUUGCGACAGCAGCAGCACUGAGAGAGGGGGGGGGAGCGAGCGAGACCAGCACCUGAGCUCACUACACCCGAGACUAGGCUCGUUGAGGUGUGUGGAGGUGGGAGGAAGGAGGAAGACCCAUAACACUAUACUAACACUGUAUCAUCACUGUGUUUUCACUAUUUUAUUGUAAUUUUCUAAACUCCAUUAAUAUACUAGGAAGAAAUCACCAUAUUAUCACUAUAUAUCUCAUUACUAUAUUAUUACUAUAUGGAAAAUCUCACUAUAUUAUCACCAUAUUAUCACUAUGUUAUGAAAAACUUAUUAAAAUCUGUCACUAUAUAAUGGAAAAUCACUAUAUUGUUACUAUUAUUACUAUAUUAUCACUAUUAUGAAAAACUUACUAAAUCCAUCACUAUAUUAUUGCUAUGUUAUGGGAAAUUGCAUAACUCCAUCACUAUAUCAUUGCUAUGUUAUGGGAAAUUGCAUAACUCCAUCACUAUAUCAUUGCUAUGUUAUGGGAAAUUGCAUAACUCCAUCACUAUAUCAUUGCUAUGUUAUGGGAAAUUGCAUAACUCCAUCACUAUAUCAUUGCUAUGUUAUGGGAAAUUGCAUAACUCCAUCACUAUAUCAUUGCUAUGUUAUGGGAAAUUGCAUAACUCCAUCACUAUAUCAUUGCUAUGUUAUGGGAAAUUGCAUAACUCCAUCACUAUAUCAUUGCUA
Messenger RNA from Eriocheir sinensis (Chinese mitten crab), 5029 nucleotides. Its product is annotated as zinc finger protein 300-like. Gene Ontology annotation, molecular function: DNA-binding transcription factor activity; RNA polymerase II cis-regulatory region sequence-specific DNA binding. The transcript has 3 exons. The record is from RefSeq and is a predicted model, not a curated record. Gene Ontology annotation, biological process: regulation of transcription by RNA polymerase II. The coding region runs from base 286 to 2580 and encodes 764 amino acids. Lineage: Eukaryota; Metazoa; Arthropoda; Malacostraca; Decapoda; Varunidae.